Messenger RNA from Megalobrama amblycephala (Wuchang bream), 1900 nucleotides. RefSeq lists its product as uncharacterized. The coding region runs from base 393 to 1358 and encodes 321 amino acids. Lineage: Eukaryota; Metazoa; Chordata; Actinopteri; Cypriniformes; Xenocyprididae. The record is from RefSeq and is a predicted model, not a curated record. The transcript has 5 exons.
UUUAUUUUUUAUUAUUGCUUGGCCCUAAUCCUCUUCCGUAGUAAGUGGACUAAUCAACUAUAAUAAACUUUAAUGUGCUUUUCUCCUGUGUGUUUCCUGUACUUCUGCAUCUCAGAGUUUAUGAUUUUGCUUUUAGUGCCUCAUCUGAAAUCUCUCCUUUGCCUACAAACACUGUGACGAACAAACGUGGCAAAAUGUAUUCAUUUGAUUUAAUUAUUGGCCAUACAAGCCAAUUUUAUUAUAUUUUAUUUUGGUCAUUAAAAGAAUCAGCUUUAUUUCGAGCUUUCAUAUGGUAUCAGUGAAUGUGCACGGAUAAACGAGGGCGGAGAUCAGAGAAGGAAGACGGACUGAAACUUUAGAAACACGCUUCCUCGUGUUAGUCAUUCUGAACGAUGAUGGAUGCAAAAGGAGAAAAAAGAAAAAGGUUUAUGAAAGUCCAUGUGUCUAAUAAGGAGAACUUGAAAAGCUGUGGGUUCCUGUUAAUUCUUCAUUUAAUGGAAGAAUUUAAUAAAGAGCCAAACAAAGCCAAACUAAGAUCCCAUUUCAGUGAGAUUCUCCACAGCAUCUUCUUUUUAGGGAUCAUUCAUGAGGACAGUCUUACUCCUGAAGACAUUUUAUCUGAAAAAACAGCUAAGAGUAUAAGAAAUGAAUUUCCAGAACCCUUUAUGAAAUUCAACACUCACCUACCCAAGCGGACGCCUUUCUCAAUAUUGUUAGACAUAAUGCAGCGUAAAUAUGGCACAAAAGAGAAAGUAAUGGAGGAGCUUUGCAGUCUAAUGGAAAAGCUGAAAUUUCCUGUUCCUAUAGACAGACCAGCAAACAAAUACCAACACUACUACACACUGGAAUCCACCGUCAUUUGCGUGUGCUCCAACAGUCAACACACAGAUGAAUAUUUUGGUGCUUCUCUGGGUUGUAGAGGUAAAAAGGCCAAAAGAAUUAUGAUAAACUCCUCAUGUUUAAAUACAUGGCAUGAGUAUGUAUCACAUGCAGUAAUGUCAUUCAGACAUCAAGAGGGUGACAGUUUACAAUUUCAUGAGUCAAUGCAAUGUCAGGCAUACAUCAGGGAUUUGAAAAUCAACACUUACAAAGAAACACGACCAUGUAGCAACUGUAACAAGCUUUUCAGUCUGCCAGACUGUACAGAAAAGGAAUAUAAUCCUUAUGGUAAUUGUGCAGAGACAGAAUGCUUGAGCAAACUCCUGUUUAAUGAUCAGUUCAUGCGAGAGAAUAUCACAAUUAGAAGUUAUAAACCUGAGGAAAUUAACAGGUUAAAAGCCUCUACCAAGGAAUCCUUGCUAAAGGAGCUUGCUUCGAUACCUUCUCUCAGCAAUAUGAAUGACCUUCUAUUUUUUUGACCCACAAUCAAAAAAUAAUGUCCUUAGUUAGAACAAAAAGUUUUCCAUCUUUCCCAAAAAAUAAUUUUCUCUAGUUCUGAAGCCAUACCAACUCAAGAAUCUCAUACCGUGAAAAAGGUUAGUGAAAAAAAACAUUUUUUUUUAAAUAUGUAUAAUUUUCAGUAUUUUAAAACAUCACACAUAGACUUGAGUGUUGCAACUGUAUCUAAAACAGUGCAAUAUAUCAUGGUGUCAUUUUAUUUUCCCCACAUACUAUGAUUAUAGUGUGAUCAUUUCCUCGGAGAUUUCAUGAACACGGAACACAUUCUAGAACCCCAUACAGAGUUCAAGCAGGCUCUAACUGGUUUAGUACAUUGCGUGCAUUGUUAUGUUGACUACAGGGCGCAAGGCACACCUAGAUUUCUGGUUAAACUUGAAUGAGUUUCCAUUUAAUUUGAGCUCUAAUACAUGUCUCCACUCAUCAAAUUAUUACUGGAUAUGAUUAGUAAUGUUCUAAGCUGUAUUGUGUAAUUAUGGAAAUAAAUCAUGUUUUGUUUAAUUUA